This is a messenger RNA of Metopolophium dirhodum (rose-grain aphid), 747 nucleotides long. RefSeq lists its product as uncharacterized. The coding region runs from base 1 to 747 and encodes 248 amino acids. The record is from RefSeq and is a predicted model, not a curated record. NCBI's taxonomy places the organism in Eukaryota, Metazoa, Arthropoda, Insecta, Hemiptera, Aphididae. The transcript is spliced from 2 exons.
AUGAUUGCAAUACUACUGGAUGAAGAUGAAGCAGCAAAAAAAAAAAUAGUAAAAAAAAGAAAACGAACCUGGGUUCAUGAUAUGUGGAAGAAAAGAAAUAUUGAAGGAGAAUUCACAACACUAUACAAUGAAUUAGUAGAUCACGAAACCAAGUUUUUUGAGUACUUUCGGAUGUCGAAAUAUAGUUUUGAUAUUUUAUUAUUAAAAAUUCAAGAUGAUAUAAAAAGACAAGACACUCAUUGGAGGCUGGCGAUAUCUCCCAUGGAAAGACUUGCAGUAACUCUAAGAUUUUUGCCAACCGGAGAUUCGUUCAAAACUAUUUCUUUUAGUUAUCGAUCAGGCAAUUCUACUGUUUAUCAGAUAGUUAUUGAGACGUGUAGAGCUAUAAUACAUCGAUUAAUGCCUGAAGUCAUGCCACCUCCAACUGAAGAUCGGUGGGAACAAAUAGCUCAAGAUUUUUGGAUGUUGUGGAAUUUACCAAAUUGCUUAGGGGCGAUUGAUGGGAAGCAUGUCACUAUUCAAGCUCCUCCAAAUAGUGGUUCCAAUUACUAUAAUUAUAAAAAAACAUUUUCGAUUGUUUUACUUGCUUUGGUUGACGCACAUAAUAAUUUCAUAGCGGUUGAUGUAGGCUCAUAUGGGAAAAAUAGUGAUGGAGGCAUAUUAGCUCACUCAAAUUUAGGAAAAGCCUUGGAAAAUAACUCACUGAAAAUUCCAGAAUCUAAAACACUUCCAGGAACUAACACCUAA